Messenger RNA from Exserohilum turcica Et28A, 1476 nucleotides. RefSeq lists its product as uncharacterized. Gene Ontology annotation, cellular component: nucleus. Lineage: Eukaryota; Fungi; Ascomycota; Dothideomycetes; Pleosporales; Pleosporaceae. The record is from RefSeq and is a predicted model, not a curated record. Gene Ontology annotation, molecular function: protein binding. Gene Ontology annotation, biological process: regulation of gene expression. The transcript has 6 exons. Bases 1 to 1476 code for a protein of 491 amino acids.
AUGAGCGACUUGAAAGACCGUCUGGCGCGAUUGGGUCUGUCCCAGUACCACCAAGUAUUCGUAGCCGAAGGCUUUGACACGUGGGAGACAGUGCUCGACAUUACCGAAUCCGACCUGAGCUCCCUCAACGUCAAACUUGGCCAUCGACGAAAACUUCAACGGGCCAUUGCCGAAUCGCGCGGACAGGCAUCUGAAAAGCCCCUUCCCAUCAAUCUCGCUCGGGCGGGAAGCACCGCGGGCUCGUACCGGAGUGAUGAUUCCGGUCCCGAAAGCAAGUCCAAGCAGCCCGAAUCAAGCAGUACUGCAUCUGGUGUAACAGGCGCUAAGCGAAAGUACCGGCGGCAUCCAAAGCCCGACGAACAUGCUCCCGAACGUCCCCCUUCUGCUUAUGUCAUCUUCUCCAAUCAGGUGAGAGAGUCCCUAAAAGGUCAGGAUCUUUCCUUCACCGAGAUUGCCAAAGUGGUUGGGGAGAAAUGGCAAGUCUUGCCAGCCGAGGAGCGCGAAGGCUGCGAAAGACAAGCCAAUGGGGCCAAGGAGAAAUACUAUGCAGAGUUGGCUGAGUACAAGAAAACACCCCAAUAUGAGGCCUAUCAGAGAUAUCUGGAAGACUUCAAAGCAAAGCAUUCGGUUCCGACAAAAGAAGGCAAGCGUUCGAAGCUGGAUACAGAAACGAGCACGUCAACAAGAGCGGGCAGCAACGAACAGAAUGAUCAGGCAGCGAAUAGAAGACUAAGUUUCACCCAGCCAGAAACCAAUUCGAUAACGCAACAAAAGCCGGAUCCCAACCACCCGGUUGGCCCUUCGCGGCUUCCGGCAGGUCCUUCUUAUACCUCCAAACCCACGUCGCCUACCAACCGCUCGCUUUCCGGCUUCAAUUCUCCUCGCUCAGGCGAACAGUUCUCUCCGGUUUCUGCCUCUCCGCGCUCUGCAAACACACAGAGGGAUGGUGUCUUUGAGCCGCCUGCCGCUAAUUCGAUGCGAGAUCCCAGACUCCCCUUUGACGCCAAUCCAUACCAACAGCCGCCUCCAUUCAAUUCAGACCAUAACCACCACUCAUCAUCGACCCCACCGCCACCUUCGUACACGUAUGCAUCGCAUUAUCAAGCGCCACCCGACUUCCCGUCUCGUAGGACACCGCGGGAAUCAACGCGCCUCCCGCCUCUCAGUCACGAGGACACGACGUUAUCUUCGGAAAGUGGCCAUAGUGGCCAGGGGGUGCCCACGCCAAAUUACCCUGAGCAGACGUUGCCCGCGGACCUCAGUAAGACAAUGCGUAUGCUCCCCCAGCCAGUCCCCAGCAUAGGACCAUCACCCUCACCGCUGGACCGCCCUGUGCCACCUGUGGCGACGUCACACUACCCUCACCACUCGCAUGAUUACCGAACGCAGGGCCCACUCGCGGUCCUAGUAAGAGCUGGAGAGCUGGCGUCUAGGGUGGCCGAUGAGGAUGCGGUAGAGCACGCAGGGUCGCCUUGA